Messenger RNA from Seriola dumerili (greater amberjack), 1631 nucleotides. RefSeq names its product putative ferric-chelate reductase 1. The record is from RefSeq and is a predicted model, not a curated record. Lineage: Eukaryota; Metazoa; Chordata; Actinopteri; Carangiformes; Carangidae. The transcript has 15 exons. Gene Ontology annotation, molecular function: oxidoreductase activity, acting on metal ions. The annotation marks the transcript as partial.
UCCAGCUCCAGGCUCUGGGCUCCACACCAUUCACUGGUUUCCUGUUACAGGCUCGAGAGGUAGGAGGCCAGUCCCCUGUGGGCUCCUUCACCCUGACUUCAGGGGCCACUCAGCUGCUCACCUGCAGCCAGAGACCUUGGCUUCGCUUUGUAAGGCAGAAUAUCAAGGGACGUGCUGUGGUCAGCAUAGAGGAGCAGAGUGAUCAGAACUGCUUCUCCUUACCUCCAGUGAACUAUCCCGAAUUCCUCCACUCAGAGGAGCAACGGCUCAAAAACUCCUACUACUCUGGUUUGCUCAUGGAGCCACCUAGCAGGCAGAGUCCCUCCGCCACUGCAGGCUCAGCAUCCAGUUCCCACACAGAUAACAUAACCAAGGUUACAUCAGCACUGACAGAAGAGAUCCAGGACAUCUCCAGACCUCAAGAUCCAUACAGAGAAGCGGUGGAUAACGGGGCUCCCUCACGAUGCAUCAGAGACCCAUGUGCUUCCUUUGUACAGAACUUCAGGACCUUCUGGGAGAAAAUCUCCAGAGUGGACUGUGGUGUGACCAAGGUGUGUUUCAGUCAGCCUUCAGACUGUGACCCUGCAGUCAGCGCUGACUGUUACUUCAUGUCAGCCAUGAUGUUGUCUCCCAGUGAUGCAGCCGUCCGCUAUGAGCUGACAGGGCCGUCUGAUGGAUACGUCUCGUUCGGAUUCUCAGAUGAUCAGAUGAUGGGAAACGAUGACAUCUAUAUCUGUGGUGUAGGCAGUGAUGGUCUGGUGAGGUUACAGCGUGUCUUCUCUACAGGUCGAACCACUCCACAAGCUGUUCCUCUGGGGAACGUCUCCGAGCUCACAGUGUCAGCAGAGGACAGAGUGAUCAGCUGCUCCUUCACCUCCAUGAACUCCAUCUCCACUCAGAGGAGCAACGGCCUCAAAAACUCCUACUACCUCCUGUUUGCUCAUGGGCCCAGCAGCAGAGGUCAGAUCCAGUUCCACACAGCUACCUUCAUCAGCACUGACAAGGUCCACAUCUCCAGACCUCAGACCAUCAGAGAAGCUGGACGGCCUCCGAUCAUCAGAGCCCAUGGAGCUCUGAUGCUGACAGCCUGGAUGACCGCAGGGUCUCUGGGGAUGAUGGUAGCCAGGUAUCUGAGGGGCAUGGCCCAAGGACAGACGCUGUGGGGCAAAGACGUCUGGUUUUUGGUCCAUGUCGCAGUGAUGAGUGUGACUACAGCAGCCACAGUCAUCGCCUUCAUCCUCCCCUUCUCACAUGUCCAGACCUGGUCUGAAGGAGCUCAUCCAGUGUUUGGCUGCCUGGUGAUGAGCUUCUCCUUCUUCCAGCCCAUCCUGGCUCUGCUGCGCUGUGGACCUCAGCACCCACUGAGGUUCCUGUUCUACUGGUCUCAUGUUCUGAACGCUCUGGUCAUCAAAGCUUUAGCUGUGGCAGCCAUAUUUACAGGCCUGAAGUUGAUUGACAGCAGUCUGGACCAAUGGCUGAUGAAGGUGAUGGGUGGUUUUAUCAGCUGGGAGGUUUUGUUCUUCAUCCUGAUGGAAGUUCAUAUCACAGCUGAUCUCCUGCUGGUGGUGCUGUUCCUCCUGGGGAACAUCAGCUUUCUGGUGGCUCUGCUGGUGGGAAUUGGGACGUCAUGA